Taeniopygia guttata (zebra finch) is the source of this 1260-nucleotide messenger RNA. The record is from RefSeq and is a predicted model, not a curated record. Lineage: Eukaryota; Metazoa; Chordata; Aves; Passeriformes; Estrildidae.
UUUUGGUUUGUCUCUAUGGUUUUUAGAACUUCCGGCUCGUCUCUAUGGUUCUGGAGGACUUCCUGUUCGUCUCUAUGGUCCUGGAGGACCUCUCGAUGGUUUUGGCGGACAGAGCGGCUCCGUCUCGCUGCGCACUGCGCAUGCGCACGGCGCACCGCGCCGCCACUUCCGCUUCCGCUCAGCCGCCAUGAGGGACCGGACGCGGGAACUGCGCCAGGCGUCGGACUCGGACUCGGAGGGGGAGGGGCGGGGGGGGGGGGGCGGCUCCUCCCCCCCGAGGACCCCGCCCUGGCCCAGGCGCAGUACCUCCGUUCGGCGCUGGGGGCGCUGUCGCUGCGCGCGGCGGCGCUGGAGCGGCUGCAGGAACGGGCCUUGGCCACGCCCCUCCCCCCGCCAGAGCUCCAGGAGGAUUUGCAGCGGGUCCGGGACGAGAUUCAGGAUCUGACACGGGAGAUUCAGGCGGGGCUGAGAGGGCUGGAGCCGUCAGGGUCGGAUUCGGGUCCGGGUUCGGUUCGGGAGCGGCUGCGGCGAACUCAGCACGGGCUCCUGGCCCAGCAGUUUUUCGGGGUGACGGAGCGUCUCCAGACCGUUCAGUCCCGGUACCGACAGCGGAACCUCGAACGGAUCCAGCGGCAGCUCCAGAUCGCCGGGCACGCGCCGCUGUCGGAGGAGGAGCUGGAGCAGCUGUUGGAGUCGGGACAGACCCAAAUCUUCGUCCCCAACGCUGCGGGCGCGGCGCGGGCGGCGCUGGACGAGGCCGGGACGCGGCACCGCGAAAUUCGGCGCCUCGAGCGCGGCCUCCGCGAGCUGGGAGAGCUGUUCCGGCUGCUGGGCAGCACCGUGGAGGCCCAGGGUGACGUCAUCGACCGCAUCGAGCGCCACGUGCAGCACUCGGGGGCGGAGCUCGGGAAGGGGCGGAGCCACCUGAGGGGGGCGGGGCAACGGCGGCGGGGGGCGCGCAAGAAGCGUUUGGCCCUCGCCGCCUGCGCCUCGGCCGCCAUCUUGGUCCUGGCGGCCAUUGUGGCCGCCUCAGUGGCCGCCGGCUGACGCUGCGCUCCCAUUGGCUGCGGGAGCCGCCAAUCACCGCCGGACACGCCCCCGCGAGGAGCUGAUUGGACGAAACCCGGUCCCGCCCCCUGCGCGGAGCUGAUUGGUCGGGGUGGGUGUCCGUCACUGUGAGCCACGCCCCCUCGCCAGCCGGGCGGUUCUGAUUGGCUGGCGGUGACGUCAUCAGAGAAUAAAGCACUUUUUAACCUAAAA